Leishmania braziliensis MHOM/BR/75/M2904 is the source of this 639-nucleotide messenger RNA. Its product is annotated as i/6 autoantigen-like protein. The record is from RefSeq and is a predicted model, not a curated record. The transcript has a single exon. The coding region runs from base 1 to 639 and encodes 212 amino acids. Lineage: Eukaryota; Euglenozoa; Kinetoplastea; Trypanosomatida; Trypanosomatidae.
AUGCUGAUCUCUCCAGAGGAUGCUUUCAAGAAGCGCCAGGUCACCCGAGAGGAUGGGGUAGAGGUGUUACCUCGUCACAUGAUCACGGUGGCCGCUCUUGAGGCUGGCUACUGCCUGACGUCGCCUACGAUUGACGAGGCUGUUGCCAAGACCACAUAUCCUGGGCAGAUGACUGCCCACGAGUUUUCCGACUUCUGCGACCGUAACACAUCAUCCUUCAUAUCGGCUCAGGAGAUGGCAAAGUAUGUCGUUGUGGCGGCCCCGUCUGGUGUUCUCACGCGCGGUUCCCUGGAGGAGAUGAUGAACAAGCUAAAGUCGAAGGAAGAUGGCCUCCUCGACGAGGAGGUGGAGGCUCUCUUUACCACCCUAGACACUCAUAACAAAGGGGCUAUCACCACCGCGGCCUUAAUGCGGGCUCUUUACGGCAAGGAGGGUGGGUGCUGCCUUGCGGAGCGCCGCAGGCUGGACGCAGAGGAGUCCAAGCGUCGCCAGGAGGAGGCCGCCAAUGCGGAGAAAGCGGAGAAAGUGAUUUCGCAGAGGCCGAGGUCGGAGCCGAAGCCGCAGAAGGAGGUGGUUAAGUCAAAUAAAGAGUCCAGUACACGGAGGAGGAAAGAGAAGAAGGUUUUUGCGUGCUGCUAA